UCGAUGUCCCUAGCUAAUAGGAAGGAUCUUGAAGGCAAGAAAAAUAAACGAAGAAAGAAAGCUCUCUCUCGCUGUGAAUCAAAUCGAAUUGAAGAUGCUGAGGGCAGCAACGAGGAGGCUCGCCUCUUGUCCGUCUGCGUGGAGGCUUCAACAGGCCACCUCCGCAGUCGCCGCUCGUCCUUUCACCGGCGGCGCCGAUUCUUCUGAUGGUCUCAGAUACACCUCCCCCUUCUCUCUCGCUUCUCACUUCCAUCUUCCCACUAGAGGUUUUGCUUCCGAGCCCCUCACCCCAAGAAGCGAAAGCAGUGUAAUUCCUGAUGUUCCACCAACAAUGGCAGCUAUUAAGAACCCCAGUUCUAAAAUAGUUUAUGAUGAAUACAACCACGAACGUUUUCCUCCAGGUGACCCUAGCAAGCGGGCAUUUGCCUACUUUGUCCUGACAGGUGGUAGGUUUGUGUAUGCAUCUCUUAUCCGCCUGCUUAUCCUCAAGUUUGUACUGAGCAUGUCAGCUAGUAAGGAUGUUCUUGCAAUGGCUUCUCUUGAGGUUGAUCUCUCCAGCAUCGAACCUGGCAGUACUGUAACUGUUAAGUGGCGUGGAAAGCCGGUCUUCAUCAGACGUCGAACUGAGGAGGAUAUCAAGGUGGCAAACAGUGUUGAUGUAGGAUCUCUUCGUGAUCCACAAGAGGAUGCAGCAAGGGUUAAGAAUCCAGAAUGGUUAAUUGUUGUCGGGGUCUGCACACACCUGGGUUGCAUUCCCUUGCCGAAUGCUGGUGAUUAUGGUGGAUGGUUCUGCCCUUGCCAUGGUUCCCAUUAUGAUGUCUCUGGCAGGAUUCGCAAGGGUCCAGCACCCUACAACCUGGAAGUGCCCACCUACAGUUUCUUGGAGGAGAACAAGUUGCUGAUCGGUUGAUAAUAGCAUUAUAUGUUCUCUUUGAGAUCUCAACAAGGAUUUUUAAUUUUAUUAGAUAAUGCCGAAGGUUUGUUGCAGAUUUUUGCUUCUGCUGCCCUGGACUUUCAGGGCAGUGUUAGUGUCGGUUUUGUAACUGGGAUAAUCGCAACUGCCGCCAGUUGAUAUUUCUCUUAACUUUGAAUAAUUUUCCCGGAUUUUCCGGAGAAUCGAAUAUCGAUACUCUUUGGACUU
Hibiscus syriacus is the source of this 1141-nucleotide messenger RNA. RefSeq names its product cytochrome b-c1 complex subunit Rieske-4, mitochondrial-like. Gene Ontology annotation, biological process: mitochondrial electron transport, ubiquinol to cytochrome c. Bases 95 to 910 code for a protein of 271 amino acids. The record is from RefSeq and is a predicted model, not a curated record. NCBI's taxonomy places the organism in Eukaryota, Viridiplantae, Streptophyta, Magnoliopsida, Malvales, Malvaceae. The transcript is spliced from 2 exons. Gene Ontology annotation, cellular component: membrane. Gene Ontology annotation, molecular function: 2 iron, 2 sulfur cluster binding; quinol-cytochrome-c reductase activity.